This is a messenger RNA of Andrographis paniculata, 1731 nucleotides long. Its product is annotated as probable galacturonosyltransferase-like 9. Gene Ontology annotation, molecular function: glycosyltransferase activity. The transcript is spliced from 2 exons. NCBI's taxonomy places the organism in Eukaryota, Viridiplantae, Streptophyta, Magnoliopsida, Lamiales, Acanthaceae. The record is from RefSeq and is a predicted model, not a curated record. Gene Ontology annotation, cellular component: Golgi apparatus. The coding region runs from base 268 to 1467 and encodes 399 amino acids.
UGAAAUGCUUUCUUGCCCGUUUUAUCCCUGUCCAACAAACUCCUGAUCACUGUUUCAUGCAUGAAAUGAAUCAACCAAUCCUUGUUUCACAUGUACUGCGUACGUCAUUGUUGACUUGACCGCUACACAUCACUCUUCCUUUCUUCUUAAAAAUUCUUUUCCAUUUCGAUCAAUUAUAUAACCAAAGUCUAUUUAAUCAAUACCCUUUUUUUAAUAUCCUAAGUAGCCAUUUUUUGUUCCCAAUAAAAUUCAACCAAAUUAUAUACAAUGGACCUUAUUUCACAAAUUUGCGCGGCGAGAAUUUCAGCCGUUGGAUUUUUCUUGCUACUCCUAUAUUCGUCGUUGAUGUGUGUUGCAAUCCGCUCCUUUCCCACCACCGACGGUGUCGCCGCCGACCUAGCCCUAACCGACCCUUUACGAUUCUUUAAGUUGCCGGCGUACCGGAAUUGUCGGUCAUCAUCGUCCCCGGCGUCAUGCAAUUGUUCAUUGGUCCACGUGGCAAUGACCCUCGACUUGGAGUACCUUCGCGGUUCAAUGGCAGCCGUCCAUUCAAUCCUCCGCCACGCGUCAUGCCCAGAGCAAAUCUUCUUCCAUUUCAUUACCGCCGAGUUGGAUGACUCAGCCAGCACCCGAGUCUUAACGCGACUUGUCCGAUCCGUAUUCCCUUGUCUGAAUUUCAAAGUCUACGUCUUCCUCCAAGGCACCAUCUUGAAUCUUAUCUCCUCCUCCGUCCGGUCUGCUUUGGAGAACCCGCUAAACUACGCCCGGAUUUAUUUGGGCGACAUGCUCGACCCGUGCGUGAAGCGGGUCAUAUACCUGGAUUCGGAUCUUGUACUGGUCGACGAUAUCUCGAAGCUGUGGGACGUUAAAAUCCCUGACGGCAAAGUGAUCGGGGCUCCGGAAUACUGCCACGCCAAUUUCACCCGGUAUUUCACCGACAAAUUCUGGUCAGACCCGGAAAUGAGGCGGGUAUUCGGGUCGAGGAAUCCGUGCUACUUCAACACAGGGGUGAUGGUGAUGGAUUUGGACAAGUGGAGGGAGGGCCGAUUCGGAAGAAAGAUUGAGAAUUGGAUGGAACUGCAGAGGAAGAACCGGAUAUACGAGCUGGGUUCUUUACCGCCGUUCUUGCUGGUUUUCGCCGGAAACGUGGAGGCGAUCGAUCACCGGUGGAAUCAGCACGGGCUGGGCGGGGACAACGUGGCGGGAUCGUGUAGGGCGUUGCAUCCUGGUCCAGUGAGCCUGCUGCACUGGAGUGGCAAGGGGAAGCCAUGGGUGAGGCUAGAUGAGAAGCGUCCCUGUCCGUUGGAUCAUGUUUGGGCGCCUUACGAUCUCUACAAAGGGGGGAAACUGGAGAGUUUGAUUAAUGAAGACGGGGAAUGCCUGAUGGCUCAGUUUACGUGUUCUUCCUUUCUUCUUCUUCUUUUUUCUGAUGCUACACCAAAGUACCCAUACAUUUCUCACACGUAGAAAUUCGUCUUAUAAGUAUCACUGUCCGUUCAACUGUCCUAAUCAGAAUUGUGUUUCUCGCUGGACAAGUGGUUUUGUGACCUAUGUCAGGGAUCUCGUGACCCCAAAGGCUAUUUUGAUUAUUGGUAUUAUUCAAUGCCCACUGCAUUAUGGUUCGUGUAACAAAAUAGUAUACGAUGAAUGAACAACAGUAUAAAUUCUGGAACGUGUUUAGCGAUCAGCAGAAAAUCGAAGAAAAUAAAGACUACAAAAAAAAAAAAAAAA